This is a messenger RNA of Arvicola amphibius (Eurasian water vole), 744 nucleotides long. RefSeq names its product granzyme C-like. The record is from RefSeq and is a predicted model, not a curated record. Lineage: Eukaryota; Metazoa; Chordata; Mammalia; Rodentia; Cricetidae. Gene Ontology annotation, biological process: proteolysis. The coding region runs from base 1 to 744 and encodes 247 amino acids. Gene Ontology annotation, cellular component: cytoplasm; intracellular membrane-bounded organelle. The transcript has 5 exons. Gene Ontology annotation, molecular function: serine-type endopeptidase activity.
AUGGCAGCAGUCCUGAUUCUCCUGACCUUUCUUCUGCCGCUUGGAGCUGGUGCAGAGAAGAUCAUCGGGGGCCAUGAGGUCAAGCCCCACUUCCGCCCCUACAUGGCAUUUAUUUCAUUUGCGAAAGAUGAUGGGAAAAGUGGUGGCUGUGGAGGCUUCCUGGUGAAAGAGAACUUCGUGCUGACAGCUGCUCACUGCAGGGGAAGCACAAUGAGAGUCACUCUCGGAGCCCAUGACUUCAAGAUGCGAGAGGAGACUCAGCAGGUCAUCCCUGUGGCUAAAGCCAUCCCACACCCAGACUACAAUCCUAAGGAUGGCGCCAAUGACAUCAUGCUCUUAAAGCUGGAGAGGGAGGCCAAGAGGACUAAAGCUGUGAAGCCCCUCAACCUGCCCAGGCGUAAUGUCCAAGUGAAGCCAGGGGACGUGUGCUAUGUGGCUGGUUGGGGAAAGAUGGACCCAAAGGGUGACUAUUCAAACACACUUCAAGAGGUAGAGCUGAUAGUCCAGAAGGAUCAGGAGUGUGAGUCCCGCUUUCAAGGCUUUUACAACAAAGCCAUUGGGAUCUGUGUGGGGGACCCAAAGGUCAAUCGUGCUUUCUUUAAGGGUGAUGAUGGAGGACCUCUCGUGUGUAAAAAAGCAGCUGCAGGCAUUGCCUCCUUUGGUGGUCCUGAUGGGUCUGCACCAAUGGUCUUCACCAGAGUGUCAAGUUUCCUAUCCUGGAUAAAGAAAACAAUGAAACGCUAA